AUGCCCGUACUGGGCGGCGACAUUCUUGUCGGUAAAACCAUUCCCAUCCCCGAGGCGGCUCUGGAGACCGCCGCCGUGGGCAACACACGACUGCUCAAGCGCGACUGCAGCAUCGCGUCGCGGACGACAGAGAAGGGGGUGGUGGACAAGGUGAUGCUCACGGAGAACAGCGGGAAUCGGUUCACCAAGGUGAAGAUUCGCAGCAUUAAGAUACCAAACAUUGGGGAUAAGUUCUGUAGUCGUCACGGACAAAAGGGCACAAACGGGAUUCAGUUCCGCCAGGAGGACAUGCCCUUUAACCGUGAUGGAAUUGUUCCAGAUUUGAUUAUUAACCCGCACGCCAUUCCUUCACGCAUGACGGUGGCCCACCUCAUCGAGACGCUGGCGGGCAAGGUGGCGUGCUAUAAGGGGAGUGAGGUGUACGCCACACCCUUCUGCUCUGUUGUUGUGGAGGACUUUGGAAAGGCCCUGCACCAGCUGCGGUUUCAGCGCUAUGGCAACGAGUGUCUGUACAAUGGCCACACAGGCUCGCCGCUUGACCACCUCAUCUUUUUUGGCCCCACCUACUAUCAGCGUCUGAAGCACUUGUCUGGCGACAAGAUUCACGCUCGGCCUCGUGGGCCGCUGCAACCACUGGUACGCCAGCCCACAGAAGGACGGGCACAUGAGGGUGGUCUGCGCUUCGGUGAGAUGGAGCGGGACUGUAUGUUGUCCUACGGGGCCUCCCAGUGGCUUCGCGAGCGUCUCUUCCGUGUGAGUGACUACUACGCGGUCCAUGUGUGCAACAUCUGCGGGACCAUCUGCGCCGCCGACACGGAACAAAAUGUGUACAAAUGCCAAGGUUGCGACAACGACACACGUAUUUCCCAGGUUCUCAUGCCCUACGCAUGCAAGCUGCUGUUUCAAGAGCUCAUGUCGAUGGCUAUUCUCCCACGCCUCGGCACCGGACCCAUUUAA
Trypanosoma conorhini is the source of this 957-nucleotide messenger RNA. RefSeq names its product DNA-directed RNA polymerase III subunit. Gene Ontology annotation, molecular function: DNA-directed RNA polymerase activity; DNA binding; ribonucleoside binding. Gene Ontology annotation, cellular component: RNA polymerase II, core complex. Gene Ontology annotation, biological process: DNA-templated transcription. The transcript has a single exon. The record is from RefSeq and is a predicted model, not a curated record. Lineage: Eukaryota; Euglenozoa; Kinetoplastea; Trypanosomatida; Trypanosomatidae. Bases 1 to 957 code for a protein of 318 amino acids.